Asparagus officinalis (garden asparagus) is the source of this 2403-nucleotide messenger RNA. Its product is annotated as peroxisomal acyl-coenzyme A oxidase 1-like. Lineage: Eukaryota; Viridiplantae; Streptophyta; Magnoliopsida; Asparagales; Asparagaceae. Gene Ontology annotation, biological process: fatty acid beta-oxidation using acyl-CoA oxidase; long-chain fatty acid metabolic process; lipid homeostasis. Bases 92 to 2086 code for a protein of 664 amino acids. The transcript has 14 exons. The record is from RefSeq and is a predicted model, not a curated record. Gene Ontology annotation, molecular function: acyl-CoA oxidase activity; FAD binding; fatty acid binding. Gene Ontology annotation, cellular component: peroxisome.
ACAAAGCCUUCCUCUCUCUCUCUCUCUCUCCCCCCUCCCAUUUUUGUGGAUACUUUUGAAGGGAGAAGAAAAAAGAAUUGGGGGAAAAAAAAUGGAGGCGAUCGAUUACUUGGCGGAUGAGAGAAAGGCUGCGAGGUUCGACGUUGAGGCAAUGAAGGUGGUUUGGGCAGGAUCAAAGCACAAUCUCGAGGUCGUCGAUCGAAUUUCUCGCCUUGUUGCCAGCGAUCCUGAGUUUUGCAAGGAUACAAGGACAAUGCUUCAUCGAAAGGAGUUGUUCAAGAAUACCUUAAGAAAAGCUGCUCAUGCUUGGAAGCGUAUCAAUGAGCUGCAUCUCUCUGAAGAAGAGGCAUCAAUAUUAAGGCGUUUUGUGGAUGAGCCUUCUUUUGUGGAUUUGCACUGGGGCAUGUUUAUUCCUUCUAUAAGAGGACAAGGUACCGAUGAGCAGCAGAAGAAAUGGUUAUCAAUGGCAUAUAGGAUGCAAAUAAUUGGUUGUUAUGCACAAACUGAACUCGGCCAUGGUUCCAAUGUUCAGGGACUUGAAACAACUGCAACUUUUGAUCCGAAAACUGAUGAAUUUGUCAUUCAUAGCCCUACUUUGACUUCAAGCAAAUGGUGGCCUGGGGGUCUUGGCAAAGUUUCAACACAUGCAGUUGUUUAUGCUCGUCUUAUUACCGAUGGCCAGGAUUAUGGUGUACAUGGUUUCAUAGUUCAGAUACGAAGUUUAGCUGAUCACUUACCUCUUCCUGGAAUCACUGUUGGUGAUAUUGGAGCGAAAUUUGGGAAUGCUGCGUAUAACACUAUGGAUAAUGGUGUUCUAAGAUUUGAUCACGUGCGUGUACCAAGAGAACAAAUGUUGAUGAGGCUCUCAAAGGUGUCUAGGGAAGGAAAGUACUCACAGUCUGAUGUCCCAAGGCAGUUGGUUUAUGGCACAAUGGUUUAUGUUCGUCAAGCGAUCGUAGCUGAUGCUUCCAGAGCUUUGUCCAGAGCUGUUUGUAUUGCUGUAAGGUAUAGUGCUGUUCGCAGACAAUUUGGCUCACAGGAUGGGGGACCUGAGAUCCAGGUUAUUGAUUAUAAAACUCAGCAAAACAGGCUCUUCCCUCUGUUGGCAUCAGCCUAUGCUUUUAGGUUUGUGGGCGAGUGGUUGAAGUGGUUAUAUGCAGAUGUGACGAAAAGAUUACAAGCUAAUGAUUUUUCAACUUUGCCUGAGGCUCAUGCAUGCACUGCUGGUUUGAAAUCUUUGACAACUUCAACAACUGCUGAUGGCAUUGAAGAGUGCAGAAAACUGUGUGGUGGUCAUGGUUAUCUUUGUAGCAGUGGGCUUCCGGAGUUAUUUGCUGUAUAUGUUCCUUCUUGCACUUAUGAAGGAGAUAAUGUUGUUUUGCUUUUGCAGGUGGCAAGAUUUCUUGUAAAGACAGUUUCUCAGCUUGAGUCCACAAAAAAGCCGGUGGGUACCACGGCAUACAUGGGGAGGAUGGAAUACCUGAUGCAAUGUCGUUGUAAUGUUCGCCAAGCUGAGGACUGGUUAAAUCCGUCUGUCAUAUUGGAGGUAUUUGAAGCUAGAGCUGUUCGGCUUGCUCUUAAUUGCGCCCAAAAUAUUGCCAGAGCAUCAAGCCCGGAAGAAGGCUUUUCGGAGCUCUCUGCUGAUUUAGUGGAGGCAGCAGUGGCUCAUUGCCAGUUGAUAAUUGUAUCAAAGUUCAUUGAGAAGGUGAAACAAGACUUUGAUGGACAUGGAGUUAAAGAACAGCUCCAGAUCCUCUGCAACAUUUACGCUCUCUCCGUGCUUCACAAGUAUCUGGGGGAUUUUCUCUCAAUGAGUUGCAUCACUCCCAAGCAAGGCGCCCUCGCAAAUGACCAACUCCGUUCUCUAUAUUCUCAGCUCCGUCCUAAUGCGAUUGCACUUGUUGAUGCAUUCAACUACACCGAUCAUUUCUUGGGUUCAGUUUUGGGGCGUCACGAUGGAAAUGUGUACCCCAAUCUCUACGAGGCAGCAUGGAAAGACCCCCUCAAUGACUCAGUUGUGCCUGAUGGAUACCAUGAGUACAUUCAUCCGUUGCUGAAGCAACAGUUUGGGGUAUCUAGACUAUGAAAAAAAGCUGGUUAGCGUAUAGAAAGAGCAAAAGCCAAUUGUAAUUUCAAAUGUUUCUUGCAGAAUCCGUGACAUUCAUAUAAUCCACGAAGUUGGUUGAUAUUUGUAAGAAUAAUGCAGCCUUCAAUGGGUACGAGGUUGUAGAAGCUAAAUCAUGCUGAUCAUCACACUGUUUGAUUUGUAGGAAUAUAGUAAUUUUCUUUAUGAAUAGGUAUUCAUUGUUGGCAUUGUAUUUGAUAGAGAUUUGUGAUGAACUAGUAUUUUAAAAUACUAGUAUGCCACACGUGUGUUGCACGUGGCAUACAUGGUUUGAGAAA